CCCCUUCCUGGCCCGGCAGCCCCCCUCCCUCCCUCCCUCCUCCCCUGUUGGGGGCGGGGCGUCCUCGCUGGCCCCUCCCCCUCCUGGCCAGACUGGGCGGCGGAGGCGGGAGGAUGUGAGUGGCGAGGCGGCGAUGGCGAGAGGGCGGCCGCGGAGCAGGAGGCGGAGGCGGAGGCGGCCGGACGGGGCCGGCGCGGCACGAGCAGGAGGGCGAGGACGAGAGGCGGCGGCGGAGGAGGCGCGGAUGCGGGGCAGAUUCGGGCGGAAGACGCGGCGGAGAGGGCGAGGGGCGCCCGGCGGCGGGGAUGCGGGGCCGGCGGCGGGGCCUUCGCCGGGCGCCUCCGGGUGAGCCCGCGGCCGCCUUCUUCCAGCAGCAGCAGCCGCCGCCCCACCGCCAAGAGGCUCCUUCUCCCGCGCCCCGUCCCGCGGCCCGGCUGCCCGUCCUGCCGGAGGCGAUGCUGCCCUGGAAGCGGCACAAGGCGGAGCUCUCCGCGGGCCCCCCUCCGCCUCCUCCUCCGCCUCCGCCGGGGCCUUCCUCCUCCCCGUCCUCGCCGUCUUCCUCGGGCGGCGGGCCGGGCUCGGCGCUGCGGCGGCUCUUCUCGUCGUCGCGGCGGCGGGCGGGGCAGCGUCGGCGGCGGAGCUUCCGCGUGUCCCGCGAGGCGCCGUGCGUGCCGGCGCUGUACCUGGGCCACGCGGCCACGCUGCAGGCCAAGGGCGAGGGCUGCACGGAGGCGCCGGUGGGGCGGCUGUGGGCGCGCAGCCAGGGCGGGCGGCUGGGCCUGCGCAUGCGCCUCAGCGUGGGGCCCCAGGGCCUGCGCCUCGCCCCCGCCGCCCCCGAGGCCGACCCCCCGCCCUCCCCCUCCGCCCCUCCGGCGGGGGGGCAGCUGUACCUGCUGCACCGCGUGACCCACUGCGCGGCGGACGCGCGCCUCCCGCGCCUGCUCUCGUGGGUGUACCGGCACGAGGCGCGGCACAAGGCGGUGCUGCUCCGGUGCCACGCGGCGCUGCUGCCCAAGGCCGCGCAGGCCCAGGCCCUGGCCCUGGCCCUGCUCCAGACCUCCGCCGCCGCCCUCGCCGACUUCCGCCGCCUCAAGCGCCGCAGCGACGCCCGCCACCAGCGCCAGCGCCUCCUCCUCCUCCGCGCCGCCCACGGGGGCCCCGCGCCCCCCGCCCCGCCCGCGCCCCCCGCCCACGCCGCCCGCGCCGCCCUCGGAUACAAGCCCCCCGCCGGGAGGGGCCGCGGCGCCCCCCGCCUCGGGCCCAUCGCCGAAGAGGAGGAGGAGGAGGAGGAGGAGGAGGAAGAAGGGGCGGCGCCCCCCGCCGGGGAGAAGGGCCUCGGGGGGCUGCUGCGGGGGAUCGGCGCCCUGGGGAUCGGGAACGGCCCCGCCGAGCCCGACACCGGGUGAGAGGCCCAGGCAGCGCAGCCACCAAGGAGAGCACGGAGAGGCCGGACCUGGCUGUCCAGGGGACCCCACAGCCGAGUCGGGACGGGACCCCCACUCCUCUGGACCCCGAGGUGCGGGAGACUCCCUUCCACAGAC
Molecule: messenger RNA, 1541 nt
Organism: Anolis carolinensis (green anole)
Lineage: Eukaryota; Metazoa; Chordata; Lepidosauria; Squamata; Anolidae
Gene: fam43a
Product: family with sequence similarity 43 member A
Exons: 1
Coding region: 306-1406 (366 amino acids)
Source: RefSeq, a predicted model, not a curated record